GAGAAAGUGAAGGAGCACCAUCCAUCACACACGCUGCGUACGCAUGAUCGAUGUCGUUUCUCGAAACACGACACGUCGUGCGUUGUUUGCGUGCGUGCUAUAUCUGCGCUCAACAUUUUGCGUGCAACUCCGGCCGGAGAUCGCUCGGCGCCGUCGGUGCGUGAGUGCGUACAUACAUGGUGGCGGGGUUUCUGCUGGAGAGUGAGGUGUCCGACCUCUGCAUCGGCAAGCCGCCGAUCAGGUGGCUGCCGCCCUCGUCCACCGUGGCCAGCGCCGUCGACGAGCUCGAGGCCGACGGGGGGCCGUGCGGCGCCGUCGCCGUGUGGGACGGCGAGGCGGGGGCGGCCGUGGCGGGCAGGGUGCGCAUGGCCGACGUGCUAUUCUUCCUCUGCGCCGACGAAGGCAACAACCUACAGGCCACGCUCGCCGACCUCCUGGCCGCAGCCGGGGCGCCGCCCGUCCGCCGCGUGGAGCCCGAUGCGAGCGUGCUGGAAGCGGUGGACGCGCUGCUGGGCGGCGCGCAGAGCCUCGUGGUGCCCAUCCGCGACAACCGGCGCCCGGAAACGGCGCAGCUAGAAGCAGAGUCGAUGUGCUGGGUCACGGUGGAGGACGUGGCGCGCUUCUUCCUCGGCUCCGUCGCGCUCUUCUCGCAGAUCGCCUUGCGCUCCGUCUCCGACCUCGGCGCCGUCCGCCCGGCCCGCAGCGUGCUCGCCGUUGCGCCCGGAGACGACACGCUCUCCGCCACCGAGCCGCUCCUUCGCGCGGCCCUGGCGACGCACGCCUCCGUCGCCGUGGUGUCCGGACGCUGCCUCGUCGGCGAGAUCUCGCCGUUGACGCUCUGCUCCUCCCUCGACGCGCCCAUGUCCUUGAUCGACUCUGCCCGCGCCCCGCGAGAAGCCGCCCUCGGGCCCCGCCUCCGCAGCCGCAACCUGCACGGCGUGCUCGACCUCCUCAACGCCGGCGGCCGCGACCUGCCGUCCCCGUCCUCUUCCUCUUCAUCCUCCUCGUCGUGCGCCUCCUCCUCUUCCUCCUCGUCCGACGGCGAGGACGAGGACGAGAAGAACGUCACCUCAGCUUUCACGAGCACGAGUCAACAAGCCAGGUUCUCGGCGCGGUGGAGGAAGGGUAUCAUCGCGUGCCGGCGGGGCAGCUCGCUGGUGGCGGUGAUGGCGCAGGCGGUCGCGCACCGCGUGACGCAGGUGUGGGUGCUGGACGACGGGCCGGAGGGGGAGGAGCUGGUGGGCGUCGUCGGUCUCCUGGACGUGCUCCGGGUGCUCCGCCGCCACCUCCUACGCGCACCGCCCGCGCACACUAUGGCCGAGUAAUCUCGGCUCCUCCCGGACUGCAAGAACCUUUAUUCAAGUCCUGAAAAUCCCACUGUGCGUGAAGUCUCCGAUGAAAACACCCGUGAAUGAAACUUGAACCAAAGCAGUUAAGGGUUGUAAAGUGAGGUGAUUUUCUGGCUAGCUAGUCCUGAGUAAUUUUAAUCCUUUUGAGCCUGCUAGAUGGUUGUUAGAG
Molecule: messenger RNA, 1518 nt
Organism: Triticum aestivum (bread wheat)
Lineage: Eukaryota; Viridiplantae; Streptophyta; Magnoliopsida; Poales; Poaceae
Product: CBS domain-containing protein CBSX5
Exons: 2
Coding region: 177-1325 (382 amino acids)
Cellular component (GO): cytoplasm; nucleus
Source: RefSeq, a predicted model, not a curated record